CGUUGAUUGCGAUAUUCGAGGCUGUCUGCUUCUUCUACUUGUAGACUUCGUUUGGUAAAAUUCGAAAGCAACUUGGAUACGCUGGGAAUUUUCAUCUGACUUGAGAGAAUGCCCGUUUCUUUUCUUUUUGCAUAUACGAACAGCUUCUACGAUUCUUGUACUAAUUGGAACAAAGAAAGAACAAACUAUGUCUCGUAUGCAUGAAUCUGGUGAUGUACAGAAGCAACAAAUGUCUGCUUCCAAGAAAGAAAAUGAAGAUAAAUUAUCUUCAUCAAUGUACAUAAUAUUUUUAGUACUAAUUGUUGAUUUGUUGGGAUUUACAGUAAUUCUACCUCUUAUGCCUUCCAUUUUUGAGUAUUAUGAUGCAAAUGAAAAGGACCAUCUAUAUCAUUGGAUGGAAAGCAAAAUUCAUUUUUUUCAAACUUUAUUUGGAGCACCUGGUGAAUUUAAUAAAGUUCUAUUUAGUGGAUUUAUUGGCUCAGUUUUUUCUGCUCUACAAUUUCUUGUUGCUCCUAUUUUUGGAUCUUUAUCAGAUGUAUAUGGACGCAAAAUAAUUAUGAUCAUAUCUAUGAUUGGAAUUGCUAUUUCACAUGCAGUUUGGUGCAUUUCUGAUUACUUCUAUUUAUUUGUUAUUGCAAGAAUAAUUGGUGGUUUAAGUAGAGCAAACAUCUCAUUGUCUACUGCCAUUGUGACUGACUUGUGCUCAGAAAAAAAGAGAAGUAAAGGCAUGGCACUUAUUGGAAUAGCUUUUGCAAUUGGUUUCAUUGUUGGACCUGUCAUUGGUGCCAUCUUUGCUUCAAGAGGUGAAAAGUUCUCACAGAAUUUUUAUGUUCUUCCAGCAAUAUUUGCUCUGACGAUGACUAUCAUUGAUAUAUUUUUAAUAGUCUUCUUUUUUAAAGAAUCUCUUCCUAAGGAGAAACGAGCUUCAUCUAUAGGACAGGGUCUAUCUGAAGCAUAUCAGUUUAUAAGCCCUCUUUCAUUAUUUUCUUUUAAUCCUGUUAUAAAUAUUAAGCCUAAAGAGAAACAGGCUUUGAAAAAAAUUGGACUAACAUAUUUCUUAUUUCUAUUUAUUUAUUCUGGGUUAGAAUAUUCUUUAUCAUUUCUAACCCACAUGCGUUUCAAUUUUACAAGCAUGCAACAAGGAAAGAUGUAUUUAUUUAGUGGCUUGAUAAUGAUUUUUGUUCAGGGUGGAUAUGUGAGACGAAUUCCUCCUGGAAAAGAAAUAAAAUCUGCUGCAGUUGGAGCUUUACUGAUCAUUCCGGCAUUUGUACUUAUUGGAAUCUCAAACAGAGUUGAAAUUUUAUAUUUAGGACUUGCUUUAUACGCUUAUGCUUCUGCAACUGUUGUGCCUUGCCUCACAACUAUUGCAUCCAAAUUUGGUUCCACGAGCCAGAAAGGUACUGUUUUGGGUAUUUUCAGAUCUUUAGGAUCAUUAGCAAGAGCAUUAGGUCCUCUUGUAUCUGCUGUUGCAUAUUGGAGCUUAACACCAACCGUUUCUUAUUGUAUUGGCGGAUUGUUACUUAUUAUACCAUUAGUUUUGAUACUGAAUCUGAACAAGGAGCUUCCAAAAGUUUUUGAAAAAGGAGAUUAGUUUGAAAUUUUUCUAUACAAAAUUAUACUCUGAGCACAAAUAUAUUCCACUUUUAUUUUUUACACAUCUCAUUUUUCUACUUCUUAUUUAUGCAUUGUUACAUGGAUUUAAUGGUUUAAUAAAUAUAUUUACAAGGUGUUAA
This is a messenger RNA of Argiope bruennichi, 1733 nucleotides long. RefSeq names its product major facilitator superfamily domain-containing protein 10-like. Bases 188 to 1591 code for a protein of 467 amino acids. The record is from RefSeq and is a predicted model, not a curated record. Gene Ontology annotation, cellular component: brush border membrane. Gene Ontology annotation, molecular function: transmembrane transporter activity. Gene Ontology annotation, biological process: transmembrane transport. The transcript is spliced from 13 exons. NCBI's taxonomy places the organism in Eukaryota, Metazoa, Arthropoda, Arachnida, Araneae, Araneidae.